Messenger RNA from Chrysochloris asiatica (Cape golden mole), 1116 nucleotides. RefSeq names its product keratin-associated protein 10-4-like. The coding region runs from base 1 to 1116 and encodes 371 amino acids. The record is from RefSeq and is a predicted model, not a curated record. Gene Ontology annotation, cellular component: keratin filament. The transcript has 3 exons. Lineage: Eukaryota; Metazoa; Chordata; Mammalia; Afrosoricida; Chrysochloridae.
AUGUCUGCCUCCAACGUGUCCAUCUGCUCCAGUGACCUGAGCUAUGGCAGCCGUGUCUGCUUGCCCGGUUCCUGUGAGUCUUGUACCGGCUCCUCCUGGGAGGUGGAUGACUGCCCUGAGAGCUGCUGUGAACCUUCCUGCUGUGCCCCCAGCUGCUCCCAGUCCUCCUGCUGUUCCUCCUGCUGUGUCCCCACCAGCUGCACCCCAGCCUCCUGUCUGACCCUCAUCUGCACUCCCAUGAGCUGUGGCUCCAGCCCCUGCCAAUCCACCUGCACCAGCUCCUGUGAGCCUUCCUGCUGCCAGCAGUCUAGCUGCCAGUCAUCCAGCUGCACAUCCUCCCCCUGCCAGCAGGCCUGCUGUGUGCCCGUCUGCUGCAAGCCUGUCUGCACCCCUGUGAGCUGUGGGUCCAGCCCCUGCCAAUUGGUCUGUACCAGCUCCUGUGAGCCUUCCUGCUGCCAGCAGUCUAGCUGCCAGUCUUCCAGCUGCAUGCCCUUUCCCUGCCAGCAGCCCUGCUGUGUGCCCGUCUGCUGCAAGCCUGUUUGCACCCCUGUGAGCUGUGGGUCCAGCCCCAGCUGCCAGGUGGCCUGUGGGUCCAGCCCCUGCCAAUUGGUUUGCACCAGCUCCUGUGAGCCUUCCUGCUGCCAGCAGUCUAGCUGCCAGUCAUCCAGCUGCACAUCCUCCCCCUGCCAGCAGCCCUGCUGUGUGCCUGUCUGCUGCAAGCCUGUCUGCACCCCUGUGAGCUGUGGCUCCUGUGAGCCUUCCUGCUGCCAGAAGUCUGAUUGUCAGCCAUCCUGCUGCACAUCCUCCCCCUGCCAGCAGGCCUGCUGUGUGCCCGUCUGUUGUAAGCCCGUCUGCUGUGUGCCCGUGUGCUGCAAGCCUGUCUCCUGCAAGCCCGUCUGCUGUAUGCCUGUGUGCUGUGGAACCUCCCCCUGCUCAUCCUCCUCAAGCUGCCAGCCUUCUCCCUGUGCCCCCUCCUGCUGCAAACCCUCCUCCUCCAUGUCCCUCAUCUGUAGCCCUAUGUGCAAGCCUACCUGCUGUGCCCCUGCCUCCUCCUCUAUGUCCCUACUCUGCCGUCCGGUGUGCAAGCCCGCCUCCUGUGGCCCUUCCUGUAACUAA